GAAUUUAGCUUUACUUUCUAUUCCCUGAGUAGCUGAAUGUUCUGUGCUGCCACUGCGUUUACCAGCUGAGAAAUAUUGCAAAUUCUUCAACAUAGCCAGGAAGAAAGAAGGGCUACUCUCCAAGGUAAAGAUGCAGGAAGCAGAUCUAGUAGCAAAAAUGCUUCGAGCUGUUCUCCAGUCUCAUAAAACUGGAGUGCCCUUUUCCCAUUUGCAAGGGGAAUAUAAAUCUUUAACUGGAGAUUGGAUUCCUUUCAAGCAGCUGGGACAUGCUACAUUAGAGGGAUAUCUGAAGAGCAUUCCUGGAGUUGUUAGAAUUGAAAUUAGCAAAAGUGGUGAGGUAACUUGCCAUGCUGUUGUUUGCCAGGAGACUGCAAGAAUUGCUAAGCUUGUAGCCUGCCAGAGAACUUCCAAAAAAAAAUCAAAACGGCAAGUGAAUUGCCAGAUGAGGCUGAAAAAUACAACCCCCCUCGCCUCAAUAGGCAAACCAAAGGACACUCUGAGAAAACCUGGGUUCAUGAGUUUUUCAGAAGAGGCUACGAGGGGUACAGUCCCACUGCUGAGAGGCAAGGGAAACCAUACAGUUGUGAAUCCUAGUAUGAACCUUGCAUCAUAUCCUUUAUCCCCUGAAUUUAGGACGGCUAUGCCUAAUGAAGUUUUAAUACAAGGACAUGUGACCAUGGUGAACAGGCCUGAGAGAAGGCUUGUGGUUCCACCAAGAUUUCAAAAAGAGCUUCAAGUUUAUUUGACAAGAAAUGUGCCUUUGGACAUCAACGAAAAUGUAAAAGAACCAAGACAAUUAACACAACCAGUGCCCCCUCGCAACUCAAAUACUGAUUUAAAUGAGAUUCAGAAAAGAAUAAAGGACAUCAUAAAUCAAUUCAAAAAUGGAAUAUGGUUAUCGAAGAUACCACACUUGUACAGAGAGGCAUAUGAUGAAGAAUUUAAUACAACUUUGCUGACACAAUUUGAAUACUGGCCACAUGUUUGUGUGGCAGAGAAGGUAUCUUCCGGUGGCCAAAGAGAUAUAAUUCUCUACCCUCCUGGGAAAAUGCAUCACCCAGGAAAGGGCGUUUCAAGCCAAGAAAGAAAGCCUCUGCCUCCUUUACUGAAACAGAGUGUGGAAACUAAAACUGCUACUGUCCACGGAGACUUCAAGCAAAAUAUCGCAGCCAUCUUGACAAAAUAUUCCAGUGGUCUUUGGGCUAAUGCACUCCCAAAAGUGUAUGAAGACACAUACAAAGCAGCGUUGCCUCAGAAUGUUUUGGACAAUCUUGGCUCGCUUUCAGAUGUAUGUACGGUCAGUACCAUUUCUGAAAAUCCAAAAAAGGCAAUUCUCUAUGCAAAGCCAAAACAGCAGCCAGGAAAGGACCUGAAUAUUAUUGCUAAGAAUUCCCCGUGCGAAAGCAUACAGAAACCAGUCGAGCACCAGUCUACUAAAGCAAAGCAGGACUCCCAAGGGGAUGAUUUUGAACACAUUCCUAUACCUCCUUUAAUUAUCCCAGAAGAAAUAUCACCAUCUGUGUUGGUAGUGGACCUAUAUUCUACAAAUGAUGUUGUCGUUAGGUACGUGGGCGCAAACUAUUCUGGUGCCCAGGAAUCCAUGGAAGAAGAGAUGAAAGAUUGGUACAGUCGGAAUGCCUCAGUUUUGCAAAUCCAGUCUCCUAAAGUUGGACAAGUUGUUGCUGCACUUGCAGAAGAAGAUGCUUGGCUGCGAGCACAAAUUAUUUCAACAGAGGGCAAUAGAAUAAAGGUAUGCUACGUUGAUUAUGGUUUUAAUGAAAUCAUUGAAAAUUCCAGAGUGUACAAAUUAGCCAAGCAGUUCUAUAAAUUGCCAUUCCAGGCUUCCAAAUGUAAACUAGCUGGUAAGAUGUGCCUUUUUCUUUUCCAUAGGUACAAAUGCUGUUUGUACUCUCUAUGCUAUUGUUCUAAUCAAUACAUAAUUUUUCAUCAUUGCAAUAUUCUCUCUCUCUCUCUCAAUAAGGUGGUUAAACUGGAUAACCAAAUUGCACACAUCUAUCUGUUUACACCGAAGAAUUUUCCAGACCCCGAUCGCAGUAUAAAUAGGCAGAUCACCAAUGCUGACUUGUGGAAGCAUCAGAAGGAUGUUUUUUUGAGUGUCUCUCUCAGUAAUCUCCCUGGAAGAAGGGAAACAGAUUUACCGAUGCGGUCAACUUUAGGGCCCAAGCAGAGCACCACAGAUACAGUUCCUCAUAUUCUGGAAUCCCGCAAGAUGGAAAACACUGUGAAUAUGCCACCAGCCCUGCCACUUGUCCAAUCCCAGGAACAGAUGGAUGUUUUUGUUGCGCUGGCAUGCCACCCGGGUUACUUUAUCCUCCAGUCCUGGCAAGAGAUGCACAAGUUAGAAAUGCUGAUGGAAGAGAUGCUUCUGUAUUAUAACACAACAGAAGAUGGAGCUGUUGCUGUUGAAAAAAACAAAAUCUAUGCAGCUAAAGUGAAAAACAAAUGGCACAGAGUAUUAAUAAAAGGAUUGUUGGCAAAUGGACUGGUGACAGUGUAUGAGCUGGACUAUGGUAAACAUGAGCUGAUUGGCAUCCAAAAUAUAAGACCUCUUGUGGAUAUGUUUAGAGAGCUGCCAUUUCAGGCCAUAACAGCCCAACUUGCAGGAAUAGAAUGGCAACAGUGGUCAGAGGAAGCUUCAAUAGUCUUCCGAAACCAUGUGGAGCAGAAACCUCUAGUGGCCCAGGUGGAAAAGAUUAUUGAAGGGACUAAUCAAUGGGAUCGCAAAGUAAUUGUGUAUUUGGUGGACACAUCAGUACCAGAGAAAGAUAUAUGGAUUCAUGACAUUAUGAAUCAAUUGUAAUGGAGAUUGCAAAGGCGAUUUAAAACUUUAAAAUACUUAUAACUUUAGCAAAAUAUAUAAAAAAUAUAAAUAUUAAAAGAACUAUCA
Molecule: messenger RNA, 2908 nt
Organism: Thamnophis sirtalis
Lineage: Eukaryota; Metazoa; Chordata; Lepidosauria; Squamata; Natricidae
Source: RefSeq, a predicted model, not a curated record